This is a messenger RNA of Tricharina praecox, 997 nucleotides long. Its product is annotated as mitochondrial carrier domain-containing protein. The transcript is spliced from 2 exons. Lineage: Eukaryota; Fungi; Ascomycota; Pezizomycetes; Pezizales; Pyronemataceae. Bases 317 to 937 code for a protein of 206 amino acids. Gene Ontology annotation, biological process: mitochondrial citrate transmembrane transport. The record is from RefSeq and is a predicted model, not a curated record.
UGGCCGCCUCCAAAAGCGAAAAGGUCCACCCCACCCCACCCCACUCCAACCCAGCCACGCACUCUAACCCGCCCAGUAGCCCAGCGUCCUCCGCUCCCUCCUCGCCGGCGCCACCGCCGGCGCAAUCGAGAUCAGCAUAACGUACCCGUUCGAAUUCGCCAAAACUCGCUCACAGCUCAACCGGCGUCUCGGCGCGGGGGAGAAGCUCCCAUGGCCCAAAUUCGGGAAAGAGUGGUACGCCGGCUGCACCACCUCGGUCGUGGGCAACAGUGUCAAGGCCGGAGUCCGCUUCCUGGCGUUCGAUGCGUACAAGGAGAUGCUGGUCGAUGAGGACGGGCAUCUGAGCGGUCCGCGUACGGUGCUGGCUGGGUUCGGGGCUGGUGUCACGGAGAGCGCACUCGCCGUCACCCCGUUCGAGAGUAUCAAGACUCAGAUCAUCGACGACCGCAAGCGUGCGCAACCGCGGAUGCGUGGCUUCCUGCACGGCUCCGCACUGAUUUUCCGCGAAAAGGGGGUCGCCGGGUUCCUCCAGGGGUUUGUGCCCACCACCGCGCGCCAGGCCGCCAACUCCGCCGUCCGUUUCGGCUCCUACACGACUCUGCGGCAGUUCGCGGCGGGGUACACUGCCCCAGGGGAGAAGCUCGGCGGCAUGACUACCUUCGGAAUCGGUGCUAUCGCGGGAUUGAUCACUGUCUACUGCACGCAGCCGUUGGAUAGUGUGAAAACCCGCAUGCAGAGCAUUGAGGCUAAGCAGAUGUAUAAGAACACGCUGCAUUGCGCGGUCAGGCUGUAUAAGGAGGAGGGCGUGAGGGUGUUUUGGAGUGGGGCUACGCCGAGGCUGGCGAGGUUAAUGGUGUCCGGCGGGUUGGUCUUUACGUUUUACGAGAAGGCUAUUGAGUUCUUUGACCGCGUGGAUCCAGGGAAGAAGUACAUCUAGGGGAUAGAUAGGACUUGGAAGAGGGGAUAUACCAUAGAAUAGACAAAAGUUUGAACGGAA